AUGAUUCCGAGCAUUCGAGACUGGUUUGAUCGAGCCCGACGUGAAAAUCUGCUUGACGAUGACUUGGAGGAGUCCAGAAUGCUGUUCAGUCUCAAACGGAAGACACCUGACGAGCCUGAUCACGGAGGUUCUCGUCCAGGCCGAGCGGCCAACACUGACCGUGACUUUGAAGAAGGAUAUAGAAGAAUAUUUCAAGAUUAUUUUGCUGAUCAUCCAAUUUACUCUUCAAAGUUGUUCAGGCGACGUUUCCGUAUGCACCCUGAGCUAUUUCUUAGAAUCAUGAAUGUCGUUAAGGCCCAGGAUCCUUGUUCGAACAGAAAACCGAUGCACUUGGAAAGAAGGCAUUUCUAUGCGACAGUUGAAACAGACUUCGGUCCAAAGUAUUUAUGCUCGCCAACAAAGGAAGAUUUGAAGCGAAUUCUCACAGAAAACGCUUCACGUGGAUUCCCUGGGAUGAUUGGCUCCAUCGAUUGCUAUAACUGGAAAUGGAAAAACUGCCCGAAAGCUUGGCAUGGCUCAUACAGAGGGACGUCGAUUGUGCUCGAAGCUGCCGUUUCUCAUGACCUUUGGUUUUGGCACGCUUUCUUUGGUAUGCUCGAUAGCAUGAACGACAUCAACGUUCUUCAGCGGUCCCCAUUGCUGCAUUCUAUUAUCACAGACAAGAUGCCAUCGAUCAAUUACGUAGUCAACGAAAGUCCAUACUCCAUGGCCUAUUGGAACCUAGCCCACAGUUGGUAUCAGGAGAAACUGUCCUCAAUCAUGAGGGCCUGCAUUAUAUUGCACAACAUGAUUGUUGAAGAUGAAAGGUACUCUCCGGAUUUCGCCACAGACCAGGAGUUUGAGACAGGCGAGAUUCGUCCAGAUCGCCGACGCCGUUGCCAUCGAAGGACAGUGCAACCAAUUGAGAUCUAUCGUACUGCCAUUGAAGGUCAUGAAACUGGCGGGCAGUAUCAUCUAAUGCUGUCAGAUCUACCGAGAAAAGAGCCAAUCGAUUCUGUUCUUUAA
Molecule: messenger RNA, 1005 nt
Organism: Physcomitrium patens
Lineage: Eukaryota; Viridiplantae; Streptophyta; Bryopsida; Funariales; Funariaceae
Source: RefSeq, a predicted model, not a curated record